UUACAACAUAUGCAUAUUGUGUCAAAUUAAAAAUUUAAGUUACAAUCGAAAGAGUGCAAAGCUAAGGCAAACAGAUUCUGUUUCCAGCUAUCCCCUUCCCCCCAAAACCCGAUAAAUAAUCCGCUUCUCCCCCCUCCCCUUUGGUACAAACAACCCGUCAAAAUUCAGCAAAAUCUGAAAAUGUUGCACGAGGCUCUGAUGCUUGAAAUCUACAGACAGGCGCUAAAUGCCGGCGCUCUGCCCACAGCACGUCCACGUUCCACAGAAUCGGCGAAUUCCAGCGAGCGUUGUCCCUCGCACGAUUCCAAUUCCUCGGACAAUGGUGGGCAGCGGGAUGCGGCGAAUCUGUCGGCGGGUGGUGUGAUGCCACCCGUGCCGACAUCGAUGCACUCAACGACAUUCCCGGCGGCGAUGCCGCAAUCGCUGACCGCCCAGCCUACCUCAAUGGAGGCCUACCUGCACAUGGUCGCCGCUGCCGCCCAACAAUAUGGCUUCCCGUUGGCCGCUGCCGCCGCCGCCGGUCCACGUCUGCCUCUGCCGCUGCCCAGCGAGGCGGCGGCGCCAUUUAAGCUGCCGCCCCAAGCAUCACCGACGGCGUCCAGCAGCAAUUCGGAGGCACUCGAUUUUCGAACCAAUCUAUAUCCGCGCGCUGAGUCCGCAGAGCCGGUGGCCUCCGAGGAGGAGGAGGAGUUCGAUGAUGGGGCCAACAAUCCGCUAGAUUUGUCGUGCGGCACACGGAAACGCGGCCACGAGAACUCGCCCAACGCCAUCGGUCAGAUUCAGGUGAAGAAAAUGUUCAAAUCCGAUAGUCCGCCAGCGAAUGCCGUCGCAUCGGCGGCUCCAGCGAACAACGCCCCACCGCUGAUGCCCGGCGUCAAUCCCUAUUUGGCGGCGGUGGCAGCAGCGAAUAUCUUUCGCACGGGACAAUUUCCCGAUUGGAAUGGCAAAAAUGAUUUGGUCGUCGAUCCGCUCGAGAAGAUGUCCGACAUUGUGAAAGGUGGUGCAUCGCUGCACAAGGAGAAACCGCAGCAGCCGAGGAAGGCAACACCACCGACGCCAGUUGCAGCAGUCACUGCACCACCGCCCAAAAGUCCUGCUAAUCAAACAGGUGGCUCCUCCUCAAAUACGACACCCACAGAUGGUGGUGGUGGUGGUGGCAGUGGCAGUGGCACUGGUGGUGGUGUGACCAAAGCACGCCACAACAUCUGGCAAUCGCACUGGCAAAAUAAGGGCGUGGCCAGUUCAGUGUUUAGGUGCGUGUGGUGCAAGCAGAGCUUCCCCACACUCGAAGCGCUAACCACGCACAUGAAGGACAGCAAACAUUGUGGUGUCAAUGUGCCACCGUUUGGCAACUUGCCCAGCAAUCAGUCGCAUCAUGCAGCAUCCAACCAUCACCAGCAGCAGCACCACCACCAUCAACAGCAGCAGCAACAGCAGCAGCACCACCAUCAGCACCAGCAGCAGCAGCAACAACAGCAACACUCUCGCAAACAAACUGGCAACUCGUCUCAGCCCUCGGCAAAUGUAAAGAAUGCGUUCCAAUUUCGCGGGGAUCCACCGACACCGCUGCCCCGCAAAUUGGUGCGCGGCCAGAACGUGUGGCUGGGCAAGGGGGUGGAGCAGGCGAUGCAGAUAUUGAAGUGCAUGCGCUGUGGCGAGAGUUUCCGCUCUCUGGGCGAGAUGACCAAGCACAUGCAGGAGACGCAGCAUUACACCAACAUACUCUCCCAGGAGCAGAACCUCUCCAUCAAGUCGGGCAAUUCAAGCAAUGAUCACAGCAAGGAUGGUGGCCAGAAUAGUUUGAGUUCCGAGGAAUCUCGCACACUGUCCGCCGUCCUCACGUGCAAGGUGUGCGACAAGGCGUUCAACUCCCUGGGCGAUCUCAGCAAUCACAUGGCCAAGAACAAUCAUUAUGCUGAACCCUUGCUGCAAUCGGCUGGGGCACGCAAGAGACCCGCGCCAAAGAAACGCGAGAAAUCGCUGCCGGUGCGCAAGUUGCUCGAGCUAAAGGCACAACCGGAGGAGCAGCCCCUGGUCGAGAAGUCGCCGUUGUCGGGCAAGCCAGAGAAGAGCGAGGCAGCCCUAUUUGCCGAGCGGAUGCGCCAGUAUAUAACGGGUGUCAAGUCACCCGAGGAAAUAGCCAAAGCCGCCCAAUUGCUGGCCAAGAAUAAGUCACCCGAGUUGGUGGAGCAAAAGAAUGGUGCUGGUGGUGGUAGUAAGGCAGCUGCGGCCGGUUCCUCAUCGGUGCUCAGUGCCAUUGAGCAGAUGUUCACCACCAGUUUCGAUACACCCCCGCGACACGCCAGCCUCCCAGCGAGCAGUCCAUCGAACUCCUCGACGAAGAACACAUCGCCGGUGGCCAGCAGCAUAUUGAAGCGUUUGGGCAUCGAUGAGACGGUGGACUACAAUAAGCCACUGAUUGACACGAGUGAUCCGUAUUAUCAGCACUAUCGCUACACCAGCAGCGAGCGCAGUGGCAGCGAGUGCAGCGCUGAGGCGCGACCACGCCUCGAAGCGCCCACGCCCGAGAAGCAGCAGCAGCCGUUGCCGCCUACCGCACACCAGGAGUUGCCCAUCAAACAGGAGCCCGACUCGAGUCUCAAAAUGGACAUCAAAUCGGAGCUGUGCGAUGAGCAGCCGGAUGCAGUUGCUGCUCCUCCAGCUUCUGCUGCUGCAGUUUCGCCCAAGACAGAAAUUGAGACACCUUUGCUAAAUGGCAGCUACAACAACAACAACAAUAACAACAGUAAUAAUAAUAAUAACAAUAACAACAACAGCACCAGCAACAACAAUGGCAGCUCACCGAAAUCCUCGUCGGCGGCAGCCAGUCCACAAUCAAGUCGCUUGCCACCGCGCAGCCCGGCGGAUAGUCAACGCUCCGGCACACCCAAAUCGCCGGCAUCCAGCCACAAAUCGUACGAUGGCAGCGGCGAUGGUGCCAAUACCAAGAAAUAUCCCAGUGAUUCCCUCAACGCUCUUUCCUCCAUGUUCGAUUCGCUUGGCAGCAGCAGCAGCGGCGGCAGCAGCGCUGCUCAAACACGCGCCAAACUUGCAGCUGCAGCAGCAGCAGCGGCGGCAGCAGCAGCCGCGGUAGCUUCUGCAAAUUCUGCUGGAGAUGUGGCGGUGGCACCAGAGAAUCUGAGUGCGAACAAUUCGUUGGCGGCACUGCGUCAGUUCUGUGUGAAGAAAGAGAAGACGGCCUAAGGGACAAAUGGAGAGUGGGCAACGCCGCAAAGAAUUGCCACCGAAUAUAUUUUUCGUUGUUUUUGAUAAACAAAACGAUUUUUAUCAACCUUUUUGUUUGCCACGCUUGGCGCGCGCACACCACGCCCCACCACGCCCUAAUCUGCGCCUCCUUAAUCAGCAUUACGGCGGAGCCCGGUGGGGGGUGGUGAUGGUGAUGGGGGCAAAAGUCAAACGACUCUCUCCAUACCCAAAUACCACAUCUAUAUAUAUGUUAUAUGUUGAGAUCACAGCAGCAUAUACACACAUAUAUAUCGGAUGAUCCGAUGAUCCGAUGAUCCGAUGAUCGGAUGAGCGUCUUGUCGAAUGGAUAUUUCGACAUUGAGGCUGCGCCUCGCGGCAGCUUGCCUCUUCGGGGGCGUUUGCUUCCAUGGCCACAAUUGGAGCACAACAAUCUGCCGCCCACUGCGCGCCACGCCCACACACAAGUGUCAGCCACGACAACUGGGCCAACUUUUUCAAGGAUUGUUCCCGCCAUCCUUGAAAGACUGCGGCCUCUGUCAGCUGAAAAGGGCGUUUCUCUUUAGCCAUUUUGGGCCCAUUGCGUUUACACAAGCCCAAAAAAAAAAA
Drosophila grimshawi is the source of this 3813-nucleotide messenger RNA. RefSeq names its product protein teashirt (gene tsh). The coding region runs from base 181 to 3204 and encodes 1007 amino acids. Lineage: Eukaryota; Metazoa; Arthropoda; Insecta; Diptera; Drosophilidae. The record is from RefSeq and is a predicted model, not a curated record. Gene Ontology annotation, cellular component: nucleus. The transcript has 3 exons. Gene Ontology annotation, molecular function: DNA-binding transcription factor activity, RNA polymerase II-specific; DNA binding. Gene Ontology annotation, biological process: regulation of transcription by RNA polymerase II.